AUGGCGCCUCCUGAGAACCCCAUCCUUGGCUAUCGAUGGCGCUCGUCCCGGUCCUUGAUCAUAGGGACGGCGUGUUUGUCGUUGCUGACUGAGGUGUUGCUCUAUGGCUUCGUGGUUCCGAUCUUGCCUUACAUGCUUGAGAAUCGUUUGGGGCAAGACCCUGCCCAGACGCAGCAAUUGACAGCUUGGUUACUUGGAAUUCAUGGCUUCGCGACAGUGCUAUUUGCUCCUAUCCUUGCCCACUUCAUCGACAAGACAUCUAACCGAAGAACUCCACUUCUUAUUUCUCUCGCGGUCGCCUUUGGUGGAACUAUUCUUGUUGCUGCUACACCGACUUACUGGGUUCUUACCUUAGGCCGAGUUAUUCAAGGCAUUGCGGGAGCGGCAGCAUGGAUUGUGUGUCUAGCGAUAUUGACCGAGAAUGCCGGAGAGGGAAAUGUAGGGAAGAUGAUGGGAGUAAGCAUGUCCGUCGUCAUGACUGGUACCGUUGGAGGGCCAGUGCUUUCAGGGACUUUACUAGAGCUAGCUGGCUACUGGCCUGCUUGGUACCUGCCAAUAGGAGUUCUCGCCUUCAAUAUUUUGAUAUGGUUGGUUUUGAUCGAGUCGCCAGCACAUUCCGCCAAUUCGCCUAGCCAAAUCAGAACGACUGAAGAUGCUGACACCAAUGACUCCGAGGUCUCUCCACUUCUUUCGCCAAUUGUGCAAAUUCACUCAAAGGAUAAUGAUACCCAGCAGACACGCCCACCAUCCAACUUUUAUUAUACAAUGGCCUCCGAUCCCCGUGUCUUAGUUAGCUUCGCAAACGUCUUCACCAGCUCUGUGACCAUCGCUGCGCUGAACACUACGUUGCCGGUUCACCUUCGCGAGAUCUUUGGAUGGGGUCCUUUAGAUGUGGGAACAAUGUUCCUAUUACUUCGUAUCCCCGCCAUCAUCCUCGGCCCUUUUUCGGGUUGGCUCCGAGAUAUUGUCGGUCUACGCUACCCUACUACGAUCGGCUGGGUUCUCCUAGGCCCUUUGUUUGUGGUUAUGGGUGUUCCUGGAGAUGGUCUGUCUUGGGCUAGUGGUGAAAGCCAUGGUAAACCAAUUUUCGUUUUCUCAAUGAUCGGGAUUGGAAUGAUGCUGCCCUUAAUUCAGGGUUCAGGGAUGUUGCAUGCACUGAUGGUCCUGGAUGAAAUUGAGGCAAAGCAGCCCAAUAUAUUCGGUGCUCAUGGUGGACGUUCGAGAGUUUUUGCAAUGAGUGAGAUCUCAUUCAACCUUGGGCUGAUGCUAGGCCCGCUGUUGGCAGGAGUCAUAACAGAGAAUAUUGGCUUCGGUGCUAUGAGUAUGGUUUUAGGUACGCUUUGCCUGGUUGUUGCCUUGUUGACUUAUUACUUCUUCAUGUCCGGGCAUCAACACACAGAGGAUGAUAUUGCGCCUUGA
Molecule: messenger RNA, 1419 nt
Organism: Penicillium pulvis
Lineage: Eukaryota; Fungi; Ascomycota; Eurotiomycetes; Eurotiales; Aspergillaceae
Product: MFS transporter
Exons: 5
Coding region: 1-1419 (472 amino acids)
Biological process (GO): transmembrane transport
Molecular function (GO): transmembrane transporter activity
Source: RefSeq, a predicted model, not a curated record